AACCAGUACGUGCUUUUGUGUCUCUGUCUACGCCUUUCUCUUUAGCUUUAGGGGGUUCCACGAUGCUUCGUUUCGUUUUGCUCGCUCUCCUCUUCGCUGCGGCGACGGCGCAGCAUGUGGCUCCGUGCAGGUGCGGCGCCUUCGUCACCACCGACGGUGGCGAGCUCAUGCUGUAUGAGCUUCCCCCUGUGGAAGUGCACAGCUGCGACCAGAACCAUCCUUGCCAGGCCCGCUGCUUCCAGGAGUUCGAAAUGCUGUCUGGAGGCGGCGACUUGGACUUCAUCACUUCCACCAACGCGACUGUUGGCCAGGUGCUGUGCGAGGCGGCGGGGGUGGCCGUCGACGGCGAAUACGUGUACGCCUACUCAGAGCUCUGCGACGGCCCCUGGGAGUGGACCGGCGACCAGACCAUGCAGCCCCUCUGCUGCACCGACGCCGCCGAGUACGUUCCCUGCGAAGUGGGCACCACCCUGGCCCCGUAGGGACGGGCGGCCUCGCCCCAUAAAGAUUUUAUGGCAGUAAUAAUGAUAAUAAAUAAAUAAAGAUAAUAUAAAUAAUAAGAUU
Molecule: messenger RNA, 564 nt
Organism: Penaeus vannamei (Pacific white shrimp)
Lineage: Eukaryota; Metazoa; Arthropoda; Malacostraca; Decapoda; Penaeidae
Source: RefSeq, a predicted model, not a curated record